CUUUUAAUUUCUUUGUUGAAAAAUUGUGAGAAUGGAACAUCAAUUAUUUGUAAAAAUUUGUAUGUUUGUUCAUUGGUUAUUUUCUGUUUUUCUUAAAUUUUAUCAACCAUUUAUUCAUUCAUGCAUUGAUUUCAUUUUAUCAGUUCUUGAAAUGACAUGGUACUUGCUUAAUUUCAUUUUUUAAAAAUAAUUGCUUAUUAGAAAAAAAAGGAUCUUUCUUCUUACUUUUUUUAGGCUAGCCCUUUUCGUUGUCUAGUGUUUUGUGUCUAUGUUUUUUCUUUUUGGAAUGUUAUAUACGUAAAACUUGUUUCCUGAUUGGUUUUAGCUUGAUAUAAUUUUGACUAGAGAUAGGUGAGUAGGUUAAGGUUGUGAUUCCUGAGUCACUUUUGAAAAAGAAUAAGAGGAAUGAAAAAUGUGAGGUUGCCAAAAAGCAAGAGGAAUGAAAAAUGUAAGGUUGCCAAAAAGCAAGAGCUUGAAGUUGCAAAAAAGAAGAGAGUUGAGAAUCGAAACUGAUUUACAUUAGGGCUAAGCACUAUGCAAAAGAGUAGGAGACUCAGGAAAAAGAGUUGAUUCAAUUGAAGCGGGAGGGGAGGCGAAGUUGAAUGGAGGAUUCUAUGUCGAUCUAGAAGCUAAGCUUUUGUUUAUCAUUCGAAUCCAUGGGAAGUAUUGGCAUUAGGAUGUUAAGAUGUAGAGAAGAUUUUCAAUGGUAUUUUUCUUAAAGUGAACAAGGCAACAAUGAACAUGUUUCACCGGGUCGAACCUUAUGUGACUUGCGGAUACCCCCCAAAUCUCAAGAGUGUGCGGGAAUUGAUUUACAAAAGAGGUUACGGGAAGUUGAACAAGCAGAGAGUUGCUUUGACUGACAAUGCAAUUGUUGAGCACGCUUUGGGCAAGUUUGGCAUCAUCUGUGUGGAAGAUCUUAUCCAUGAGAUAAUGACGGUGGGAUCUCAUUUUAAGGAGGCUAACAACUUCCUCUGGCCCUUUAAGCUAAAGGCACCAUUGGGAGGUCUGAAGAAGAAGAGAAACCAUUAUGUUGAAGGAGGAGAUGCAGGCAACCGUGAGAAUUACAUCAACGAGCUAAUUAGGAGGAUGAAUUAAACUUGGUCGUAUUAGUUAAUUUACUGGUUGAGGUAUUUUUAGUUUAUUCAGAAAGGGGUUGAAUUUCUUUUGGAAGUUGAAACAAUUUUUGUUAAAGCUGGAAGAUUUGCAUGGUGUUAGCAUUAUUCUACCUUGUGACUGAACUUUCUCACAAGUUUUGUUGAAAUUUUAUUGCAUUCAGAUGUUGAAAUGGUAUUUCGAAACAGCAUCUGCUACUUGCAGGUUGCAGCAUGUUGGCUAUUUCAUAGUUUGGUUCUUUUGAAUCAUGAGUUUAAAUGAACUCUCCAUUUCACAGGUUCAAUAGACUACUCCUCUACAAAAUCUUUAGAUCCCACUUUUCUCUUGUUGGCUUAACCUUAAAUUAAGAUAUUCUUAAGAUGGCAAUAUCAAAUGGUAGUAAGAGAGAUCAAUUACAUUUGAUUUGAUUAGAUGAGUUUAGAUGAUAACAAAGGGCAGUAUAAGAAUAAAUUAUUC
Molecule: messenger RNA, 1572 nt
Organism: Durio zibethinus
Lineage: Eukaryota; Viridiplantae; Streptophyta; Magnoliopsida; Malvales; Malvaceae
Source: RefSeq, a predicted model, not a curated record